Microthlaspi erraticum is the source of this 687-nucleotide messenger RNA. NCBI's taxonomy places the organism in Eukaryota, Viridiplantae, Streptophyta, Magnoliopsida, Brassicales, Brassicaceae. The record is from the annotation of a GenBank genome assembly.
AUGGGAGAAGGAGAAGCAAAAGCAGAUCACGCAGCCAAAGCAGAUCACAAGCGUGCUCACUCCGCCUCUUCGACGCCAGAAUCUUACUCCAAAGACGACGGCGGAGGCGGCGGAGGAAGCGCCGUCCGCGCAAUCUGCGGCGCCAUCUUCACCAUCCUCAUCUUACUAGGGAUCAUCGCUCUAAUCCUCUGGCUCGUCUACCGUCCACACAGACCACGUCUCACCGUCGUCGGAGCCGCGAUCUACGACUUUAACUUCACUGCGCCGCCGUUGAUCUCGACCUCCGUUCAGUUCUCCGUUUUGGCGCGAAACCCGAACCGGAGAGUCUCCAUUCACUACGACAAGCUCUCCAUGUACGUGACUUACCGAGAUCAGAUCAUUACGCCGCCGCUUCCGCUUCCGCCGCUUCGUUUGGGACAUAAAUCUACGGUGGUGAUAGCUCCGGUUUUGGGCGGCCACGGAAUACCUGUGUCGCCGGAAGUGGCUAACGGGUUGAAGAGCGACGAAGCUUACGGCGCCGUUUUGAUGAGAGUGGUGGUUUUGGGGAAGCUCCGAUGGAAAGCCGGUGCGAUUAAGACUGGACGGUACGGAUUUUAUGCCACGUGUGAUGUAUGGUUGAGAUUUAAUAUAUCUUCAAAUGGACAAGUCCCACUUCUCGCUCCUUCAACUUGUAAAGUUGAUGUCUAA